CUCCGGAUCGCGGCUGCGGAGCAACACGCGGACCACCGGCCCCUUAAAUCACUAUACAUAUCAAAGAAGCCUGUAAAUUGUGCGUUUUUUGCCGUGAUCGCCGCGGAAGAUGAGUUCUCAGAGGGACCCCCCGUUCCACGCAAUGGACCGGACCAAGCCAGAUCAGCUUCAGGUGGACAGCACCACUGGCAUGGCUUUGGAGGGGUGUCCGGGGGCGGGCCGUGGGGUGGAGAAGGGGGCUGGCAGCCACGCGAGCGGAGAGCCCCAGCGCGGGGGCAAGGGGCUGAGGUGGCGCAAACGCUCGUCUCACUCGGAGGGCCACUACCCCGCCGAGGAGGAUUGGUCCCCCGAGCCGAGCCCGGGCCUGCUGGGCCUAUGGGCGGAGCCAGUGUGGUUCGGCCGCGGCCCCCGCGAGCAGGCCGAGGGCCCCUCCCUCCCAUUGGCCAGCCAGACGUCCUGCCACCGGCAGGUGAGGGUGAUGUGGAUGAACACUCCGUCCUCCGACCCGGCCGAGCAGCGCUCCCACCCGAACCUCCCGGCCCCCUCAACCCCCAGCUCCCUCACCCUUAUGCCCACCCUCGGCACCCCUGAUGAGGAGUACCUCUCGCUCGGCCCCUCCCCCGGACCCCCUCAGCAGAGGCCCAGCCACGCCCCCCCGCGUGGCUCCACUGCGCCGCCAAGGGACGCGUCCACGGAGAAGCCACACCCCCACCUGGCAGUGCCCACCUACCGCCAGAGGCCACACAGCCAGCCCAGGCUGCCCGUCGCUGGCCACGCCCACGGCCAUGGCCACGCCCACAACCACGGCCACACCCGCGCCCCUAACCAGUGGAGGAGGGGGCCGAGGGGUCAGGGGGUGCGCCGAAAGAGGUGGAACUCGGAGGCUGACGCCGACUCUCCAAGGCAGCAGUACCGGCUGGGCCCGGGAGCGAUCCGGCCUGGCACCAUGAGUGCAGCGCAGUGCCUGGCCCAGGAGAAGAUCUGGUUCGACAAGUCCCGCUACGAUGAAGCCGAGCGUCGCUUCUACGAGGGAGUGAACGGCCCCACGCAUGGAACACAGGAGUCUGGAGCUAAUACCAUCCUGCAGGACAUUGCCAGAGCCCGUGAGAAUAUCCAGAAAUCUCUAGCCGGAUUGAAGACAGCACUGCAGUCGGGCAGAGGGUCUCACCACCCCAGGAAUCGCCACAGCAGGCCUAAUGCGUCGCAGGCCGCCGGGGACCAGAGCGAGCUGGUCAGCCGCAUGAGGAGCCUGGAGCUGGAGAACCAGAACCUGCACAACGUGGUUGAGGAUCUGCGCUCAGCGCUCUCUCUUCUGGAGUCCAGGGUGGCAGCCCUAGAGAGAACACCAGCAGCAGCUCCAUCUGUCCAGGUCACCUCUGCUCAGCAGCCAAAGGUCCGCGCCCCGGUGGAGGAGGAGGACGAUGACGACCUGGACCUGUUCGGCAGCGACGAGGAAGAGGACGAGGAGGCAGAGAGAAUCCGCGAGGAGAGGGUGAAGGAGUACUCCGAGAGGAAGUCCAAGAAACCCGCCAUCAUCGCCAAGUCCUCCAUCCUGCUGGACGUGAAACCGUGGGACGAUGAGACGGACAUGGUGAAGCUGGAGGAGUGUGUGCGCUCGGUGCAGGCCGAUGGGCUGCUCUGGGGCUCCUCUAAGCUGGUCCCCGUGGGCUACGGCAUUAAGAAGCUGCAGAUCCAGUGCGUGGUGGAGGACGACAAGGUGGGCACAGACAUGCUGGAGGAGGAGAUCACCAAGUUCGAGGACUACGUCCAGAGUGUGGACGUGGCUGCUUUCAACAAGAUCUGACCCCUACAAACACACACACACACACGCACACACACACACACACACGCGCACACACACACACAACCCAGCUGUUAUUACUGCCACAACACGGUUACAAAUAAAGAGCUCUGAGC
Messenger RNA from Megalops cyprinoides (Indo-Pacific tarpon), 1917 nucleotides. RefSeq names its product elongation factor 1-delta-like. The transcript is spliced from 11 exons. The coding region runs from base 110 to 1804 and encodes 564 amino acids. Gene Ontology annotation, molecular function: guanyl-nucleotide exchange factor activity; translation elongation factor activity. NCBI's taxonomy places the organism in Eukaryota, Metazoa, Chordata, Actinopteri, Elopiformes, Megalopidae. Gene Ontology annotation, biological process: translational elongation. Gene Ontology annotation, cellular component: eukaryotic translation elongation factor 1 complex; cytosol. The record is from RefSeq and is a predicted model, not a curated record.